Messenger RNA from Gavialis gangeticus (Gharial), 3855 nucleotides. It is a transcript of the gene TDRD1, whose product is annotated as tudor domain containing 1. The transcript has 25 exons. NCBI's taxonomy places the organism in Eukaryota, Metazoa, Chordata, Crocodylia, Gavialidae. Bases 145 to 3633 code for a protein of 1162 amino acids. The record is from RefSeq and is a predicted model, not a curated record.
AUCUCGCGGGCACGUGGCAGCCGGGGAGAUCUCGCGAGACUACGGCGCGGCCACGUGACGCGGCCUCGUGGCGGGGUGGCAGUUGGUUUAAGUAGUUAAGACUUUUGUGAUAUCAAGGAAGAAUUUGGGGUAGAUGUUUACAAGAUGGCUCAACGGUUUCACAAAAAAAGCCAGGAGACCAAAAUGCCAACUGAAUCUUUAAGAAGCCCUUUCACUUAUCCCAACUUCUUGUUGAAAAGCCCUGACCUUGGAGGUAGCUACAGGUUGCCCAACAGCAACUUCUUCUUUUGUGAACAAACCAAACAGUUCUUUGCUUGUCAGAACAGCUCAGGAAGUGCUAGCACUACUUCCACCAUUGAAAUGGUAAACAGCUUUAAACAGAAAGAGAUUGGAUCAGAAAUAAGUGGCAGAAUGCAAACAGGAAAUUCAGUGGGAACCACCAGCUGCAAAAAUAGUCUGGUACCUUCAGCAGGGAAGGUAAAAUCAACUGUCAGUUCUGACUUCCAUCAUGCAAAGCAGAAGUUACAUAAUUCCCCUGAUAAUAUUUUAUCUGUAAACUGUGAUUUGAAAUUGCACAAUCCAUUGGUGCGAUUCCCUCGGAUAACUACUUGCCAUCAUUGUGGUCUGUCUGGGUCCCUGAGAUGUUCACAAUGUAAACAGACGUAUUAUUGCUCUGUAGACUGCCAGAAGAAAGAUUGGUCAUCCCAUGUUGUUGUAUGCAAGCCAGUUAAAAAGAAUUUUAAAAAAAAUGAAGAAAAUGCCAAGCCACCUGGUGAAAUAAAGAAAAAGGUUGAUUUUAAGGGUAACUUAUCUCCUGUGGAUGUUGUCAGAACAGAAGGUAAUAUAAAGAAAAUUAUGUUUUCAGACCUGCAAGAUCUAGGGCUCAAAAAAGCUAUGGAAAUACAGGGAACAGUCACAGAAUUCAGGAAUCCAAGUGAAUUUUAUAUACAAGUCUAUUCUCCGGAAGUUUUGGAGCGUAUUAGAACACUUACUGUGAAACUGAAAGACUGUUACGCUAAUGCAGUUAACGAGGAAGAAUAUGUUCCUGUCCGAGGGGAAGUCUGUGUUGCAAAAUAUUUCCUGGAUCAGACAUGGAACAGAGUACUGGUAAAAGAAGUUGACAUUGUGCAGAAGAAAGCUCUAGUAUUGUAUAUUGAUUAUGGAAAUGAAGAAAAUGCUUCAUUACUUAGGAUUAAACAGCUACACAAAGACAUUGACCUGUUUCCCCCGUGUGCCAUUAAGUGUUCUGUUGCUAAUGUUCCAAGAGAAGGAAGCUGGAACAAAGACUUCACCAGCAUUAUCACCCCCUUUAUGGGAGAGCGCUGUUCAGUUGCUAUUGCUGAUCUUCUACAAGAAGAGAUGAUGACUUGUUUUGCUGUAGAUGUUGUCAUCCCAAGUUCUGGGAAACGCCUAGAUAAUAUACUUCUUGAAAUGGGAUCCGACUUGAGUCCAAAGAGGAGCAACAAUGAACAAAUGCAUUCAGAGAAAAGUACCUUGUUGGAAACAGGUUCUGAAGGAAAUGAAGGCAUAAUGGUUGAAAAUAAAAGGCUGGAUCACAACAGUCAUUCAACCAUAAAGGCUAUUGCAUUAACUGUUGGAGAUAGGUUUUCUGGCAUAGUUUCUCAUAUUCAGAAUCCAGAAGACUUUUUCUGUCAGCAACUGCAUAAUGCCUGCCAACUUGCUGAGCUUCAGGCAACCCUAUGUGAAUACUGUAACAAAAUUCCUAGUACCCUAGACUUCCGUCCAGCUGUUGGUGAUGUCUGUUGUGCUCAGUUCACAGAGGACGAUCAGUGGUAUCGUGCUUCUGUUAUAGCAUAUAUUUCUGAAGAUACUGCUUUGGUGGGCUAUAUAGAUUAUGGUAAUUUUGAAACGCUUCAGAUAACCAGACUUCGGCCUGUGGUUCCGAAACUGUUGGAGUUGCCGAUGCAAGCUAUAAAGUGUACUUUAGCAGGUGUGAAACCUCAAUUAGGAACCUGGCCCUCAGAAGCUAUUUCUUUCAUGAAACAACUAGUGCACAAUAAAGUGACUACAGCAAGAGUAGUGGGUAAAACAGAUUAUAGCUCUGUGGUAGAGCUUACAGAUGAAUCUUUCACUCCAGUAAAUGUAUCUAAACAUCUUAUAGAAGCAGGCUAUGCAAUGAGAGAAUCCAAGGCUCUCAUGACAGCACGUGAAACCAGUAACACUGGGAAGGAAGGAAGCGGAGACACAGUAAGGAAAGGUGAUUGGACGUGGGUUAAGCUGGCUCUUAAACAGACAGUAAAUGUCAUGGUGUGCAUGUUGUACAGUCCUGGAGAGUUCUAUUGUCACAUCUUAAAUGAUGACUUGAAUGCUCUAAAAGUACUCAACAAAUCCUUGGCAGAAUACUGCCAGCAGGCUUCAGCUACUAGUUUCAAACCUGUAAGGGGAGAGCCUUGCUGUGCUUUUUUCUCUGGUGAUGGUAAAUGGUACCGUGCUUUGGUAAAAGACAUUUCUUCAGAUGGAGCUGUUAAAGUACAGUUUGUAGACUAUGGAAACAUUGAGGAAGUAACUCCAGACAAACUCCGACAGAUUUCAUUUGAGUUCCUGAAACUUCCAUUUCAAGGAAUUAAGUGUUGGCUAUCAGGUGUAAAGCCUGUUAACAAACAGUGGCUCCCAGAAACUAUAGCAAAAUUUCAGAUGUACACAGCAGGGAUAAAACUUCAAGCCAGUGUAAUUUCCUUGACCAAAAAUGGUGUUGGACUAGAGCUCAUUGACAAUUCCACAGGUUGUCCAAGAAUGAUCAGUGAAAUGUUAAUAUGUGAACAACUGACCUUAAAGGAAGUUCAAACAAAUAAAGAGGUGCUACUAACCAAAUCUGCUGACAAAAGAGAGUGGCAAGAAACUUCCUCAUCCGAGCAGUGGAAAACAAUAAAAUUGCCCAUUAAUAAAACCAUAUCAGUUCGCAUAGUGGAGUUUAUAAAUCCAGAUUUGUUUUAUGCAAUGCCGUCUGAAACUAAAGUGGAUCAAGACAAGCUCUGCACGCUAAUGAUUGAACUGGCAGAAUAUUGCUGCUCUUGUAGCAACCAGUUGUUCAAACCAAAAGUUGGUGAAGCCUGUUGUGCCAAGUUUUCAGGUGAUGGUCAUUGGUACAGAGCUGUUGCUUUGCAAGUUUCUCCUUCUGAGGUGAAGGUAGUAUACGGAGAUUAUGGAAACACAGAAACUCUACGAUUUUCUAAAGUGAUGCCUAUUACUGCAUGUCACUUAAAGCUGCCCUUUCAGAUAAUUAAGUGUUCACUUGCAGGGAUUGCGCAAUUUGAUGGGGACUGGUCUGGAUUAGUGACAGAUUUGCCAAAAACACUUGCAGGGGAGAGUGUCACAGUUACAGUGAAAGGGAUCACAGAGAAUAUUCACGUGGUAUCUGUGAUGAAAAGCUUUAAAAAUGGUAAUCUAAAUGUAGAUGAUGGAUUAGUAAUGGAAGGUUUGGCCAAACCUCCUGCUACUGGAAAUCCAAGAAUUCUACCCCAAGAGCAUGCAAGUGAAACUAAAUGCUGCUGCACAGAAUUAAGAAAGCAAAUUGAAAAACAUGAGCAGAUACUCCUCUUCCUUUUAAAUAAAUGUGUGGAUCAAGAUGGCUUUAGUGAAAUGGAAAAAAUGUUAAACGCAAAGUCUGCCUGACUUGAUGUAUGCUGAUGUGCUUAUAUAGAUGCGUUAUGUUGGCAGUAUUGAUAAAGCUGAUGCUUCUUGCUGUUCUCGUUCCUAGAACAGUACUUGCAUUCAGGUGUUUAAUUUCCUAUUAAGUGUUGUCUAAAUAUACUCAAACACAUGGAAUAUUACUGUGAACAUGUACACCAGAGCCAAGUUGCAGCAUGAAGUUUCAGUGCUGUGAUUCCUUUGAAU